Messenger RNA from Halteromyces radiatus, 1131 nucleotides. RefSeq lists its product as uncharacterized. The transcript has a single exon. The record is from RefSeq and is a predicted model, not a curated record. Gene Ontology annotation, cellular component: membrane. Gene Ontology annotation, molecular function: oxidoreductase activity. NCBI's taxonomy places the organism in Eukaryota, Fungi, Mucoromycota, Mucoromycetes, Mucorales, Cunninghamellaceae. The coding region runs from base 60 to 1001 and encodes 313 amino acids.
GCAUCUUUCUUUUUUUUUCCCUUUAUUUUUUUUUUUUAAUCUUCUCGUGUAUAUCUAACAUGAUAAACCGUACCAUUAUAUCCAUCUGUAUUGCACUCUUUACAGCAUACCUUGUAUCCAGGAAAAAACGAAGAACAAGAUUACAAGUGGUAGCAAGCCAUGGCGAAAAAGUGUUCCUGGUAGGAUGUUCCAGUGGGAUUGGGAAAGCAUUGGCAUUACUUUAUGCAAGACGUGGAGCUAAGCUUGUUCUCGUGGCAAGACGUAAACCACUUUUGGAUGCGUUAGUUGAAGAAUGUCUCGCAGCAGGUGCUUCAUUGGCAGUGGGGAUGGCAGGGGAUGUGACGCAAGUGGAAGAUAUGGCAAGGAUCGUAGCUACAAGUCCGUUUCAAGAUGGAAUAGAUACUGUGAUUUACUGUGCAGGUGCUAUCUCUGUUCGGCCAUUCAUGGACAUUAGUGGUAUUAUCAUUAGUGACAACAAGAUCAUACAACAAGAAGAAGAAAAAGUCGAUCAAGCUAUGAAAGAUAUUACCAAUAUCAAUUAUUUUGCCGCAGUACAUACAACAAGAUUGGUCUUACCUUUCCUUCUCAAGAGUUUUUUCCAACAACGACAACCCAAUUUGAUAGUGAUUUCCUCCAUGGCAGGUAAAGUAGGCGCACCGACACGAUCUUUGUAUAGUGGCUCCAAACAUGCUGUUCAUGGCUUUUUUGAUUCUUUACGUGUGGAACUGGCUCCGUACAACAUCCAUGUGGGAAUUGUAUGUCCUGGUACUGUGGAUACUGAUUUACGUCAAUCAGCGGUGGAUCUUGAUGCAUCAACGUCUGUGAUUGCUGGUUCAACCAAAGGGAAAUUGUCUCCUCAAGUCGUGGCUGAACGUAUCCUUUUGGCUUCCGAUGCUCGUGAACGUGAAGUUUAUCUCCCUGGUUACUACUAUUGGGCUCUCUGGCUAUCAAGAUCUUGGAUUGAUGGUUUUGCAAAGAGAAAAUAUAGACAAGCCUCCUAGUUGGUCUUCCUUUUAGUAGUAGGUUUUGAUCAUGGCUAUAGUGUAGUAUAGUUAUUACUCUUUUUUUUUUUUUAAUUCCAAAAGCAUAACUUAAUAAAAAAAAAAAAAAGAAAAGCGUGAUAUAAAAGUA